Drosophila santomea is the source of this 312-nucleotide messenger RNA. RefSeq lists its product as uncharacterized. The transcript has 3 exons. Lineage: Eukaryota; Metazoa; Arthropoda; Insecta; Diptera; Drosophilidae. Bases 7 to 312 code for a protein of 101 amino acids. The record is from RefSeq and is a predicted model, not a curated record.
UCUAAAAUGAUGCGCCUAAAAACAAUGUUUACUGUCUUCUUUGUCAUUUGCCUGACUCUGGUUGCUGGGCAAGAACGGGACUGUGACGAAUUGGCAAGGCGAUGUGAAUCCUGUGUGAGGCGUCUAGAUAAUGCAAUCGAUCGCGAUUUACCCCUCUUCAAUAGGGAGUGCCGACAAAGGACCGAAUUGUCUUGGCGCUGGAGGAACGUAGGACGCUGUGAGAUCAGCAAGCUCAACUGCUUGGGCUGGGAUUCACCGAUGAACUGUGAAGACAUUGCUAGGAGGGCUGGUAUGGAACGCAGACGUAUUUAA